Daucus carota subsp. sativus is the source of this 1135-nucleotide messenger RNA. Its product is annotated as bidirectional sugar transporter SWEET3b. Gene Ontology annotation, molecular function: sugar transmembrane transporter activity. Lineage: Eukaryota; Viridiplantae; Streptophyta; Magnoliopsida; Apiales; Apiaceae. Gene Ontology annotation, biological process: carbohydrate transport. Bases 121 to 873 code for a protein of 250 amino acids. Gene Ontology annotation, cellular component: membrane. The transcript has 6 exons. The record is from RefSeq and is a predicted model, not a curated record.
CUUCUUAUCCACCCCAUGCAUAUAUAUAUAUAGCCCUUCCUUGACAAGACACUUCACACUACAACACAAAUUUCAUUUAAGUUUGAUUAGCUGUGAUCAAUUCCUCUUGUUACUCCAAAGAUGGGAGAUAGGUUGCGUUUAACAGUCGGGAUACUGGGUAAUGCAUCAUCGAUGUUACUGUAUACUGCUCCUAUAUUGACAUUUGCCAGGGUCAUAAGGAAGAAAAGUACCGAAGAGUUUUCAUGUGUUCCUUACAUACUUGCAUUAACAAACUGCUAUUUCUAUACCUGGUACGGUUUGCCAGUCGUAAGCUCUGGUUGGGAAAACUUUACUAUUGUAACUAUCAAUGGCCUCGGGGUUCUGCUUGAGCUAUCCUUCAUUCUUAUAUAUUUCUGGUUUGCCACUGCUACUGGAAAGAAAAAGGUAGCAAUAUUAACGACAACCGUUACCCUUAUAUUCGUCACCUGUGCAAUAAUAUCAGCUGUUGUCUUCCAUGAUCACCAUCACCGCAAGAUACUUAUUGGCAGUAUCGGGUUGGUAGCUUCUGUUGCCAUGUACUGCUCUCCACUAGUGGCUGUGAAGCAAGUCCUAAAAACCAAGAGCGUGGAAUUCAUGCCAUUCUACCUCUCUUUGUUUUCGUUUAUAACAAGUGUGCUUUGGCUGGCCUAUGGACUACUGAGCCAUGACUUGAUUCUCGGGUCACCUAACUUUGUCGGUUGUCCUUUGGGGAUCUUGCAACUUGCCCUCUAUUUCAAGUACAGGAAGAGAGGGAUCAUGGAAGAACCUCAGAAAUGGGAUGUCGAAAAGGUUGAAGAAAUUACCAAAGAGCAGUUGCAGGUUGUGGUUACGGAUAAUUCUCCUGCCAAAAUCUGAAGAAAUUUCUCGGCCAGAGCCUAGGAAUAUAUUUUCAUUCUUGUGAAACGUAAUUUUGAUUUAAACAAUGUUCUGGACUGUGAAAUCAUUAAGUGUAUGUACAUGUAACAUGCUUGUGCAUAUGACACUUGUGUGAAUUUGAUCUUGAUAUUAGUAUUCAGAGUUUGAAUUCAUUAAAUUUGUAACAAAGUUUGUGAGCUCAUUCAGAGGACACCAGAAGAAACAUAUCCCUGACAGGGAAAACAAUUAGAGAACAAUUAGG